GUAUGGACAUAAGAAAACAGAAGUUGUCCUUAUAUCUCUAAUAAGGUUUGGUGAGCUCGGAUGAUUUCUUAGGAUGGUAUAAGGGCCACUUGUUCUGAAAUCAUUUUGAGGCAAGAAUUUUUGAAAGAUGGUUUCCACAGAGACCUUUUAAUAAAAGUGAAAUUUGGAGAAAGCAUUGAGGACUUAGAGACUUGCCGGCUCUUAAUUAGACAUCGCAUCCCAGCAGGACUUUUUGUGGAUCCAUAUGAGUUGGCUUCAUUGCGAGAGAAAAACAUAACAGAGGCAGUGAUGGUGUCAGAAAGUUUUAAUAUAGAAGCCCCUGACUAUUUGUCCAAAGAAUCUGAAGUCCUCAUUUAUGCACGGAAAGAUGCUCAGUGCAUCGAUUGUUUCCAGGCCUUUUUGCCUGUGCAUUAUCGCUAUCACCGGCCACAUAGGAAAGAUGGAGACACCCUGAUUGUGGUCAGCAAUCCAGAUUUACUGAUGUACUGUGACCAAGAGUUCCCUAUUUUGAAAUGCUGGGCUAAGUCAGAAGUAGCAGCUCCCUGUGCUCUGAAAAGUGAGGAGAUCUGCCGGUGGAACAGCAUGCAGUAUAAAUCAAUACUUAAGAACUUGACCCUACAAGUUCCAGUGGGACUGACUAUACACACUUCUUUAGUGUGUUCUGUGACUCUGCUCAUUACAAUCCUGUGUUCUACUUUAAUCCUUGUAGCUGUUUUCAAAUAUGGCCAUUUUUCCCUGUAAGUUUUAUACAGUUACAUGUUUUCUAUGAACCUAAUAAAUGAGACCUAUUCAUUUGUGACAAGAA
Messenger RNA from Cricetulus griseus (Chinese hamster), 805 nucleotides. The record is from RefSeq and is a predicted model, not a curated record. NCBI's taxonomy places the organism in Eukaryota, Metazoa, Chordata, Mammalia, Rodentia, Cricetidae.